UGAAGUAAUAUUUACUUCCAACAAGGUCAAAUAUGAUAUAGGCAUAUUCGCUACGAUGCCUGAAGGUGUAACUAUUGAAGAUGAACUAAAUAUCUUCAAUGACGUCUUUUCAACUAGCGAGGAUGGCACCACCACCACCUUUUCCCCUUCCAUAACAUAUGAAUUCCUGAGGUCACGUGACGUUUUUAAUAUGCCCGAUCUAAGGAAACUCGCGACCAAAGAUAUUCACCUUGUGGUGUUGACGCAUGGAAUACAUGGUUCAACGCUUGAUAAAUUGUUUCUCAAGGAAGCCAUAGAAGAGAAGCACAAGGAUAACGAGGUUAAUCAGAUUGUUUUUUUUAUGUCCGAUGUAAACCACACUUGCACCGAGGAUGGUAUUGAAAUGUGUGGUAAAAGGUUGGCCGACAAUCUCUUAGAAUAUGUGGGAUGGCCGUGGACCGACAAUUCACCCUUGAUCUCAAAGAUCUCCUUAAUCGGGCAUUCUUUAGGCGGAUUGAUCAAUAUAUUUCUGAUAGGUUAUUUGAAUAGUGUCACCGAUGGAAAAUUUUUCAAAGAUGUACAACCAAUAAAUUUCAUAGCCCUGGCUUCACCUUUGCUUGGAUCUUCCGAACAUCCAUGGUUUGUACAGGCAG
Acaulospora morrowiae is the source of this 632-nucleotide messenger RNA. NCBI's taxonomy places the organism in Eukaryota, Fungi, Glomeromycota, Glomeromycetes, Diversisporales, Acaulosporaceae. The record is from the annotation of a GenBank genome assembly.